CGACCAGCAGCCGGCACCUGCGGCCGGCACUCGGCCGACGUCGCGCCAUGGGAGUGGUGCGAGGGGUCGCUGCCGCCGCAGACAUCGACGCCGACGUCCCGGCACACUCCACAGGCGGCUUCUCGUGGCUUGGGGUGGCGGCGGUGGGCGCCGUGGGCGCGAUGGCGCUGGUGCUGCUGGCCGCCGUAUCGUACCACUGUGCCGCCACCUGGCGCUGGCUGCGCUCGAAGGCGCGCGGCGACGACGGCGGCGCCGGCUUCCUGGGCCGCCAGGCGGCCGCCGCCAUCCGCAUCUCGCACUCGCUGCCCGAGCUGCAGCCCGAGCCGCCGCGCUCCGAGUACGUCCAGGACCCCAAGGACCCCAAGAAGCAGGUGCUGCGUCAGACGACGCUGCCGUCGGUGCCGACGCGCCACCAGACGUUCCAGAGGCAGCUGUCGCACCGGCUGGACCUGCCCAACAUCCAGUUCAGCGUCUGCAGCCUCGGCCCGCGCCCCGACACCGGCAUCGGUCUCAUCAAGCCUGAGCUGUACAAGAAGGAGAUGAUGGCCCGCCAGUCUUCCACGGACAGUUCCAGCACCGAGAUGGAGUACUGCGGCAAACUCCACUUCGCCCUCAGAUACGACCAAGACAUCGAGGGGCUCAUAGUGAAGGUGCUGGAGGCCCGCGACCUGCCCGUGAAGGACAUGAUGGGCAGCAGCGACCCGUACGUGAAGGUCUACCUGCUGCCGGACCGCAAGAAGAAGUUCCAGACCAAGGUGCACCGCAAGAACCUCAACCCCAUUUUUAACGAGACCUUCAUCUUUAGUGUUCCGUACGAUGACCUCCGCCAUCGGUACCUGCAGUUCUCCGUCUACGACUUCGACCGGUUCUCCCGCCACGACCUGAUCGGGCAGGUGGUCCUCAAGGGCCUGCUCGACAGCGUCGACCUCCUGCAGGAGAUGGAGUACACCAUGAACAUCCUCUGCGCGCCGCAGGAUAAGGUGGACCUGGGCGAGCUGAUGCUGUCGCUGUGCUACCUGCCGACGGCGGGUCGUCUCACUGUCACCAUCAUCAAGGGACGCAACCUGAAGGCCAUGGACAUCACCGGCUCCUCAGAUCCGUACGUCAAAGUGUACCUGCUGUGCGAAGGGAAACGUAUAAAGAAGAAGAAAACAACUGUCAAAAAGGCAACGCUAUGUCCAGUCUACAACGAGGCUCUGGUGUUUGAUGUCCCCGCAGAAAACAUCGAGGACGUGAGCCUCAUUGUCAACGUCAUCGAUUAUGAUAGGAUUGGACCAAAUGAACUCAUGGGUUGUACAGCAAUUGGUGCAAGCUUUAUUGGUGUUGGUCGUGACCACUGGUUGGAGAUGCUUGACAACCCACGAAAGCCUGUAGCUCAGUGGUACCCACUGCUUGAUUCUGUUCCUGGCCAGAUUCCUUCUACUGGACCACACCCAUUGCCAGCAAGUUUCAGCUGCCUCAACAGCAGAUGAAGAGAAAGUCACUAAAAUAAACAUGGCACAGAGGAAAACUGGAUGGAGGUUUGCUCAAAAGAGGUACAUUUCCUGAAGAAGGUAAUUGGAUACAUGAUACUGAAAUAAAAACUUAGGUAUCUGCACUGUAUGUUCUGAUGGAAUCAAAAAGAUAUGUCUCUAAUGCAGCUCUGUGUACCUCCUACUGUCCAUAAAAGUAAUUAUUUCCAUAUAUAACAAACUAUUUCUGUGAUGUAGAAAAGAAUGUAAUACAGUAGUGUGACAAACUCUGUAAGUAUGAAAUAUACACUUAGCUAAGAGAAAAAAUGCUUUAGUACUAGAAAUUCUUUUUAUAUGAGAAAGAUCAUAUCUGAAUAUUCUGUAAGAAAAUUUAAACAGAAUGUGUGAAGACUAUCAUAUGAAGCACAAUGUAUAUUUGAAUUACAAGAAGCUUUUUCGGUGUGUAGCAUUUUGAACUUAUAUGCAUUCUUUGUCACUUCUGUGUGUUAACUAAAAAGAUAUUAACAUGUAAAAGAAAUUUGCUAAGCAUAAAAUCUACAACAUGCAUAAACAGUAACAUAAUAUUAAGGAAAAAACAAAGGGUUUAUGUUGUUGAUUGCAUGGAUAGACCUUUACCUGUGACAAAUAAUGCUACUGGGAUAAAUUAUAAGCCAUCAGAUAGUAUUGUAAAUAAGACUUUAAUUUUGUAAAAGAAUAUUUAUUUCCUCACAAUUAGUGUAUGAAACUGUGUGUUCAAAUCAGCUUUAUGCAUCACAAGUAUAUAGGGAUGAAUGUUUUCCUCUUAAAUGAUCUUCUGGAAUGAGCAGUUGUUCAUGGUCAAUGUUUAAAAACGCAUUUGAGCUUAUAUAUGUAUGUGACACCUUCAGAUCAUUGACAGUAAAAUAUGCACAUAAAUAUCAUGAUUGGAACUUCUUUUUAAAAACAUAGAUAAAUGCAUAAUUUACAAGUCAUAAAAACAAGGACAAAAAUACUGUUACUGAUGUGUCUGAUAUUUUACUGCAAUACCAUUCUUUAUGAGACAGUUCGCAAUGAGAUAUAAGAUGGCUGCAUAUUAUAUAUGAAAUGUAGAACUGAAUUUGGGUUACUGUCUAGAUAAUCAAUUUUAUAUCUCUCUUGCGCCACACCUUUUGUUUUUAUUUUUUGUUGGCUUUACUAUUAUAUGGAAAUGGUUUUCCACACAUGGUCUUGUAUCAAAGGUUGUAGAAAGCUGUUAUUUUUUAGUAUUAUUUCGACUUAAUAAGCUCACCAUUUUAUUGCCUGCUUGGGAAGCCAUAGUAAUUACUCAAAAACCAGAUCUAAUAGUUGCAAAAAAUGUCAGUCUUUUUUCAAUUUAAGUAUUAAAUGAUUUUAUUUCUACAAUACUUCUUAAGAAUACUAUCUCAUAGAUGUUCGAGAAAAUUAAAUACAUACAAAAUUCAUAAAAGUGAAACUCCACAUUUGUAAUGCAGUAAUUUGUAUAAUGUACAUAUCAUGCUGUCAAGCAAAAGGAAAAGAAAUAAUAUCUUUACACCAUAAGAAGCUGAUAUAUCAUCAGUUAUACAGAUAUUAACACUACAAAAGUUGUAACCCAUGGCAUAAAUGUUACUAUGGUGUAAACUUUCUUCAACUGUAGUGAGAAACAACUGAAAUAUGAAUAUGUGUGUACUGUAAUGGGAUCUGUUAUAAUCUCAAUGGAAAAUUCAUCAAAUGAAAUGUCAGUGCAUACUAUUUGACCACUGUAUCACCACAAAAUGUUAUUCUUGCUGAGCUGUUUGCUCCUCAACUAUGUAACUCUUGUAAGAAAUAAUACAUAUUGGCAAAUCUGUUGUCCUUUGAUCAAAUUUAAUUUUUUGACAACUUUCCAUCAAAGUACUUACAGAAAAGAAAUCUAGUGAUUUCUCCCUAAAACUGCUGUUUUAAUUCUGGUAGUACCAAUUUAUGCUAUAACAGAAAUUAAAUAGUCAAUUCACACAUGUUUGUUCAUAGAGCACCAGAAUAAUCUCAGAACACAGUGGUGUCUUUAGUUUGGGGUAAAUAUUUAUCAUAUAUCUUGACAAAAUUUUGGAUUUCCAUCACUGUACUUGUUCCUUCUGUACAGUAAAUUGUUCAUCACUAUUGAUGGAAAAUCUGAAAACCUCAUUCUCCAUAAGUAAUCUAAAAUGUCAACAUUAACUUCUUGUUUCACAUGCUACGUUAACUGAACUUGGUUCUCUUCGUGAGAUCAUAAAACAGGAAAAAAAGAUCAGAAUUAUAUUGCCCAAUUUUUUUAUGCGAAACAUAAUUCUAUUUAAAAUGAGAAAAUGUUGUCUUGCCCCUGGCAUUAAUAAAACAACUAUGAUUUGUUAAGUGUGUUCUUUAUUUAACACAGCUUCUAAGUAACACUCAACCACAAUAAGAAUCAACAAAUAAUUAAAACAAUGCUGCACCAAAAACUUGUUGUUCUCUGUGGAAACCUGGCAAAUAAAUGAAGACUUGGAUGAACUGAGAAAAAUAAUCAUAAAAAUGCAAUUGCCCACCUAAUAAUCAUCACAGUCUAAACAUGGAAAUUUUGUAAAAUUACAUGCACAUUAUACUCAAUGAGAGUUGUCAGUUCCAAAAGUUAGUCUUGCCCAUAUUUCAGCCCUGACAGUGCUCUCUCUCUCUCUCUCUCUCUCUCUCUCUCUCUCUCUCUAUACACACACACACACACACACACACACACACACACACACACAUUUUAUAAAGAAUAAGUCUUCUCUCUCGCAUGUCACUUCUGUGAUCUGCUCCUUAAAUUAACACAAUGUCAUUAAUCAUCUAAGUGAUCAAAACACCAUACAAUUGUCAUAAGUUACAGUGUGCAUUUGGAAUUUCUACUAAAAUACACUGUACAAUACCAAUACACUUCACAGAAUGGCAGUUCUUUGCUAAUGUGCCUUCUUAUCACAAAUCUGUCAUUACCACACCUAAUGACAUGGCUUCGAUAUUUCAAAGCUUGGUUCCGCAUGUGGUAAAAAAUAUUUAUGUAGAUAUUCUUGCUUUGCUGCAUUUCUGUUUAAGUGAAACCUUCACCUAUUUUUCAUACCUCCACGCAUAAAUAGCCAUGUCCAUAACUGCAUAGUGGUGCAUACCAUAAUUUCCAUAAAAGAAUGAGAAACAAGAAUUUUUGAACAGAGUGACAUUUCCAGUUUUGGAGGUUUUGAUUCUUAUUCAGGGACAUCAUAAAUAAGAAGGAUACUCAAAGAGUAACUUGCCAACCGAAAAAAUGUUGCGAGUUUUAAGUUUCUUUUCAUCAUGGUCUAUAGGUCUGAGUGACAACUAAAUUGUAAUCCAUCUUCUUCAUUAAAUGAAAAUACCGCCCAACUGUUUGCUUACCAUAUUCUACGACAACACACAACCUUAAUUUAGCAUAAAAUUUAUUCUAAUGAACUAAGAAUAUAACAAGAGAUCAUGGUCAUCAAAAACUUUAUUUUAUAUGUAAUAUUUCUUGCUUUAUUUUUAAUAAAAUUGUAAAAAUUAUAAUAGCAUAAAUGAUUAUGUUACAACAAUUAUUAAGUGUGAAUUAUAGCCACAUACACAAACAGAUCUUUGAUCAUCCAGUUUUCAUGAAAAAUUAAGAAAUUCGAAUCUUUCGAGGAAGAAAAUUGUACAAGCAGUUCAUCUCUGUUAUCAGAAAAGCAUAUUCUUAUGUAUUUAUGUAAGUGAAUGUAUUUUGAUAUGCAUAUAACACAAAAGUUGUCUGUGUCAAAAUAUUUUAUGUAAUGUGCCUGUUAAACUAACAUAAUCUCUGACUAUGCUAAAUAGUAUAUAAAUGUUGGAUACAAAAUAAAUUUUAUGUGCAGUUCACAUGUGUAGCUUAAAUCCUAAUAUAAUGUUUUUCUUUCCCUUACAUCCUUAAGGCAGUAGCCCACUUAUUCCUUUUUAACUUAAGAUCAAGAUCAUUAUCAUGGUAAAGUACACAGCCUAAUUUAUCAAAUGAAAUAAUAACAAUGAUGACAAUAAUAGUAGCAUUAAUAAUAGUUGUAUGAAUAAAUAAACUAUGAAAAAACAACAGUUUUUCAAA
This is a messenger RNA of Schistocerca gregaria, 5490 nucleotides long. RefSeq names its product synaptotagmin-10-like. Bases 48 to 1472 code for a protein of 474 amino acids. The transcript is spliced from 10 exons. Gene Ontology annotation, cellular component: membrane. Gene Ontology annotation, biological process: regulation of dopamine secretion; cellular response to calcium ion; calcium-ion regulated exocytosis. The record is from RefSeq and is a predicted model, not a curated record. Gene Ontology annotation, molecular function: calcium ion binding; SNARE binding; calcium-dependent phospholipid binding. Lineage: Eukaryota; Metazoa; Arthropoda; Insecta; Orthoptera; Acrididae.